AUGGCAGAACAACCUAUCGCCUCAGUGGAACUCGAGAACGUCCCCAGAGCGUCGUCCUCCAGGCCCGGCCUCACAGUAAUCGAAAGUUGCCGACGGCGCGCGCAUAUCCAGUUUGCUGCACUCUGGUGGAACAAGUUUCUAAAGGGAUGGAACGACGGUAGUUCGGGGGCGCUGCUCCCGAGGAUGCAGACGGUGUACAGUGUCAAUUACGUUGUCGUGUCCCUUAUUUUUAUCAUGGCUUGCGUAGGAUUCGUUAUCGGUGCACUGAUAAACGUGCCAUUAUUGGACCGGAUUGGGUUUGGGAAGGUCCUCGUCGUGGGCGCUCUCUGUCAAGCUGCCAUGUACGCUCUGCAGGCAGCUGCGCUGCCUUUCCCGGUGUUUGCCAUGACAUUUGCGAUCAACGGGAUCGGCAUGGCGUUGCAGGACGCGCAGGUGACGAGCUACGUCGCGAGCUUGAGGAACAACUCCCAACUCAAGAUGAUGAUCCUCCAAGUCGGUUAUGGUGUCGGCGCAUUGACUGCUCCACUCGUCGCAACGCAGUUCGCGCAGAUAAGGCACUGGUCCUUCUUCUAUUUUGUAUCCCUCGGGAUCGCAGUCUCGAACACGACCGUCCUGUCCAGUGUAUUCCGAUUCAACACGUUAGAUGUUUGUUUUGCAGAGAUUGGCGAGCCUCAACAAGAACAUGCUAGUAGGAAUGGUGACAGCAAAAUCCGCCAGUUGCUCCGUACGCGGACUGUGCAUCUGCUUGGAUUAUUCGCCCUUGUUUAUGUUGGGGCGGAGGUUACGAUUGGAGGAUGGAUCGUGACGUUCAUACAAAGGGUCCGAGAAGGUGGACCUUCGUCUGGAUACAUCUCGUCCGGGUUUUACGCAGGUCUCACCAUUGGACCUCUCGUCCUACUUUGGGUGACAGAAAAGUUGGGCAAUCACCCUGCAUUCUAUCUAUACUCAGUAAUUGCUAUUGGACUGGAACUCGUCAUAUGGUUCGUACCCUCUCUCGUCGGGGACGGCAUGGCCGUCGCGCUUGUCGGACUAGUUCUGGGGCCGACAUACCCCCUGCUGAUGAGUCACGCCGGACGAGUACUCCCGCAAUGGCUUCUCUCCGGGGCAGUUGGGUGGAUCGCGGGCUUGGGCCAGGCCGGCAGUGCGUUGUUCCCUUUCAUGACCGGCGCUGUGGCGAAUAAAGCUGGUAUUGAAACUAUGCCGCCCUUGCUUGUGGGAUUCUUGGGUCUGUCGGUCGCGUUAUGGGCUUUGGUACCGAAAGGUCCUCGGAGGGCAGAUUAGAUGAUUAGGGAACAACGACGAGCCUGGGGCGGGCAGGCGGUUA
Molecule: messenger RNA, 1324 nt
Organism: Guyanagaster necrorhizus
Lineage: Eukaryota; Fungi; Basidiomycota; Agaricomycetes; Agaricales; Physalacriaceae
Product: MFS general substrate transporter
Exons: 12
Coding region: 1-1281 (426 amino acids)
Biological process (GO): transmembrane transport
Cellular component (GO): membrane
Molecular function (GO): transmembrane transporter activity
Source: RefSeq, a predicted model, not a curated record